Anopheles cruzii is the source of this 2760-nucleotide messenger RNA. RefSeq lists its product as uncharacterized. Bases 1 to 2760 code for a protein of 919 amino acids. Lineage: Eukaryota; Metazoa; Arthropoda; Insecta; Diptera; Culicidae. The transcript has 4 exons. The record is from RefSeq and is a predicted model, not a curated record.
AUGGGAAAAGCCGCGCGACGGUCAGUUGCGUCAGAUCCGUCGUCGCCGACCUUACUCUAUCAGCAACCUCACCAUCAACAGCAGCCACAGCAGCAGUCAGAGCCACUUGUCCAUCACCGGCAAGUGCCCUACUAUCAUCCGUCGCCCUCCCUGCCCUACUCGUCGCCAGCCUGGUCGCCCUUUGCGUCUACGCCGGAGGAGACCUUCUCGGCGUCGUCGUCGUCGUCGAGCGCCGAUCCUGGUCGCGACUCGGUGACCGCAGCCUUCGCAUCGUCCUUCACUCCCGCAGUCACAGGGCCCCAGCUACAGGCGCCACGAACCGCAACACUCCAGUCGGCUCCUGCGGCCUCCUCGCUAGCCCCCGCUAGCAGUCACCGGGACGCCCCGGAGGCCGGUUCGGGUGCGAGCGAACUGUUCCGCAUCCACUCUUCCACCGCGGCCACACCAACCACCAACAACAACAACUUCACACCGGAGUUCAGUGAGGCCAGUGAAGCCCCGGCCGUCACUGGGCCCUCCUUGGCCCCUGAAGCCACCCUGUUACCGUCGUUUCGUCUCUCCAGCAACCAAACGCAGGUCGAGCGGGAACGCGAGCGGCUCAGGAUGGAGUUCUACGCCACGUACGACGUGAUGACCGGCGUCCGGAUAGCGGCCACGCUCGGCGGUUUCUUCGGCCUAAUGGUGUUCCUCGUCAUCUACAAGAGCCGCACACGGUCGACGGCCAAAGCACUGAAGGACCCCACGAUAGCGGCCGUCGCCGCGGCGGUAAUAGAGGAGGAAGAGGAGCGCGAGCUGCAGGAGGCGAUCGAGGCGACGGCGUUCUCGUUGCUCCAGGAGGAGCUGAACAUCAACUACCCGGGGCUGCAGCGCGAUCGGCUGAUGUCGCUCGGGAACGUGAGUGCGCCGCCGAUGCUGAGCCGCGGCCGGCGCAUGUCCUCGAUCAGCGGCGGCUACAGCAGUCUGCUCAACCCGUCGCGCCGCUUCUCGUACAGCAGCACGCGCGGCCACCGGAACAGCGUGUCGGUGUCGUCGCGCGUCCUCAGUGCCUACAACAUGGGUGGCAGUUUCGGGCAGGACGACUACGUGCUCGAGUCGGACGGCGAGGAGGCGGACGACGAGUUCGACCAGUUCACCACGACGGCCGAGAUCGGCUACCCGAGCAACUACCUGUCCGUGCCGAGCAAGUGCAACGAGUCUCGGCGCAGCAGCGCCAUGACGUGCUGCAGCACCGAGAGUUCGUUCCUCGAGCGGCGGUGCUCGGCCAUAACGCUGGGCCUUUCUUCGUUACCACCGAUCUCGCGGUCCCCGUCGAGGCAGCAGAGCCGCGACGACACUGCCGACUGGGAACCGUUCUACCCGGGGAUCAACAUUAUCGAGCCGACGCCCAAAUCGUCGCCUUGUCCGAGCGAACGGAUUACCCACCGUGGCGCGGCGCUUGACUUCGAACGGCCGUCGACCUCGCGGGCAGGUCGCAGCCGGACGGAGCCACUGCCGUCGACUUCCGGCGGGCUCCGGACGACGUCCGGCGCCCUGUCGUACGAUGACAGCUCCAUCGACUGCAUCUCGGAGUACCCGGUCGGGGCCGGCUUCGGCCAGUGGCCGGCGCAACCGGCCUGCGUUACGUUACAUCCCGGGCGGCUCGUUGACCCGAGCAUAGCGGGCACGGCGGGGCGCCAAAUGUGGCCCACCGGUGCGCCCGGGGACCCUAGCAAUAGUGCGCUUAUCAGUAGCAUUAGCACCAACACCACCACCACCGUUCAGCCGGGCAGCUGCAGCAGCGCCGUCGUCGUCGUGCGCCGGGCACCCCUGGCGUCGCUCAGCUCGUUCCGGAUGUCGUCGGCCGACUGCCAGGACACGGAACCGAAAAGCUGCGGCUCGGACUCGGUGUUCGGCGAGGACAGUGGGGCCGACACCGACGAGGACCUGCAGCAGUUCAGCACCGACAGCGACGAGCUGAGCCUCACGAUGCCGUACGAGGAAGAGGAGGGCUACGCGGAGGACGCCAGGGGGCGAAGUUUGGCCCUCUACCGGCGACAGUCCACACUGGCGCAGUGCGAAGACGACGACGACGAGGAAUACGCCAUCGGUACGACGGUGGCGAUGGUACCGACGGGCCGUGACGCGCCGUCCGCGACGUACGAAGUCGAACAGGACGAGCGACGGCGGCGGCCACCGCCACCGCAGCGACAGCCAACCACUGACACUAGCUAUUUAAGUAGUCUUUCAAUUAGCAAUCGCUCCGACAGCGUGGGGAACCGAAUCGAAACGAAAGCAAUCAUCGAAAGACAGCAUCCAAAUGACAGCAGCCAGCAGCAGCGACAAUCACCGCUCGGUGCCAUUCCCAAAACGUCGUCCCCGGCGACGGCGGCCCGCCGAGGGCCUCCGAUCGUGGCCGUUCACGCCCCGCCUGAAGCCGACCCCCGGACAGGCGCCUCGAGUAGUGCCGGGCGGACGCGUAACAGCAUUGGCUCGGUUCGGGCCGAGCUGGAGCAGAAAUCGAGCAGCGAACGGGUGACGGAUUCGAGCUCCGCGUCCACCGCUCGCCAGCGGAACGUGGAGGUGAACGUGAUCGUGAAGGGGAGUGGAAGUGGCAGCGGUGGUGGCGGUGGCAGUGGCGCCCCCAAAAGUCCCUCUGUGAUUCUCGAGCUACCGAUACUGGCGAUCGACGACGAGGACGACCCAUCGUCGGGCGCCACACCGGCCAACGAUCCCUGCAUACCGGGCCCGUCCCGGAAGUGGUCCAAGGAGACCCUGUUCUAG